This is a messenger RNA of Hibiscus syriacus, 2284 nucleotides long. RefSeq names its product probable serine/threonine-protein kinase PBL7. Gene Ontology annotation, molecular function: protein kinase activity; ATP binding. Gene Ontology annotation, biological process: protein phosphorylation. Bases 147 to 2075 code for a protein of 642 amino acids. Lineage: Eukaryota; Viridiplantae; Streptophyta; Magnoliopsida; Malvales; Malvaceae. The transcript is spliced from 11 exons. The record is from RefSeq and is a predicted model, not a curated record.
AAGAAAUAGACUAAAUUAAGCGAGAAGAAAGAUAAAAGCACACUAGAUAGGGGGGCUAAGCAAGCUGAAGCAAAGCCUAUACGGUAACCAAAAGUGAACCCUUCCCUUUGCAGCGGAGGAAGUAACAUCGGCGUUUUGGUUCGGAGAUGAAUGUGAUCGGAGAUAAAGGGGAUGAGGGGGGAGAAGGCGGCGGUUCCACUGUGUUGGUGGGUGUCAAAUUUGACGCUGACAGCAAGGAAUGGCUGACUUGGGCGCUUGUCAAGGUGGCUCAGCCCGGUGAUCAGGUCAUUGCUCUUCACAUACUUGAUUCUGCAACCGAGAGUCCGGGGUCGGUUCUGUCUCUUGUGAAGCAAUUUGAUUAUACGCUAGCGGUGUACGAAGGCUUCUGCAACCUAAAACAGGUGGAUUUGAAGCUAAAAGUGUGCAGAGGAUCAUCGCCAAAGAAGAUUCUGGUAUGGGAAGCCAGGUCUUUCGAAGCAGCUAAGCUAAUUCUGGGAACUACCAAAACCAAUAACCCGAUACAAUCGUCUACCUCAGUUGCGAAAUUUUGCGCCAAAAAGUUACCCAAAUGUUUCUCUGUUUAUGCUGUUCAGAAUGGCAAAAUCUUGUUCCAAAGGGAAGCAAUUCAGACCAUCUCGAACCGGUCCCAAGGUAGUGAUAUUUUCCCCAGUUUUACCUGUGUUUCAGCCUUGAAAUUGCCAGAAAAUUCUACCUCCCAAUCUCCGGAAGAGGUAUCCGGAAAUGGCAGUGUGGGUAAUAGGCUAGAUUUGGUACGCUUUCAAUCGAGUGAGGAUAACGUUGUUCUGGUUAGAAAGUUGCCCGGUUGGUCUCUUCGCCGCUGGGUGUUUUUACCUAAGCACCAUCACUUGGAGAAUUCUUCUACAAAGAAAUCUGUGGACCAAUGGGUGUUAAAAUUACCAAGCCAGCAUUCCUCAGCUGUUGUUUAUCUUCCAAAAGAGCUACAAAGUUUACUGGAGAAAUCCUCUUCUUCAUGUAGAUUGUUUAGUUAUGAAGAACUUUUGGAAGCCACCUCUAGCUUCAUGGCAGAAUCUCUGGUAGGUAAAGGUGGUAGCAGUCACGUUUACAGAGGGUGCCUUCCUGAUGGUAAGGAACUGGCAGUGAAAAUUGUUAAGCCAACUGCGAAUGCAAUCAAGGAUUUUGUUCAGGAAAUCGAGAUCAUUACGAGUUUAAACCAUAAAAGUCUCAUUUCCUUAUUUGGUUUCUGUUUUGAGGAAAACAAGUUGCUCUUGGUUUAUGAUUUCCUCUCCAGGGGAAGUCUAGAAGAGAACCUUCAUGGCAAUAGGAAAGACAGCAAUGCAUUUGGCUGGCCGGAGAGAUAUAAGGUGGCUCUGGGCUUAGCUGAAGUGCUUGAUUACUUGCAUAACGGUUGUGAACAAACUGUGAUCCACAGAGAUGUGAAAUCUUCGAACAUUCUUUUGUCCGAUGAUUUUGACCCCCAGCUGUCAGAUUUUGGGCUUGCUAGUCGGGUCUCAAGUUCUGCAUCUCAUAGGACUAGCAUGGAUGUUGCAGGAACCUUUGGUUACUUGGCUCCUGAAUACCUCAUGCACGGCAAAAUGAGUGAUAAAAUUGAUGUCUAUGCAUUUGGCAUCGUCCUCCUAGAGCUCCUCUCUGGUAAAAAGCCCAUUGACGAUAACCGUCCAAAAGGUCAGGAGAGCCUUGUUAUGUGGGCAAAGCCAAUUUUAAAGGACGGCAAUUUCUCUCAGUUGCUAGAUCCUCAGCUCGAUAGUAGCUACGAAUUUCAUCAGAUAGAAAGAAUGAUUUUAGCUGCUAACCUGUGCAUUCGACGUGCACCACUAACGCGGCCUCAAAUUAGCCUUAUCCUGAAGCUCCUACGGGGUGACCAGGAAGUAACAAACUGGGCGCAGAAACAAGUUAGGGACUCGGAAGUUGAUAUUGUUGACGACGGUUUUCAUCAUACUAACAUGGAAUCCCAUAUCAACCUUGCAUUACUAGACUUGGAAGACGAUUCGCUUUCUGCAAGCAGCAACGAACAAAGUUUCCAAAUAGAGGAAUACUUGCAAAAAAGAUGGAGCCACUCAUCGAGCUUUGCCUAGCCAUCUCGAUGCAGGUGUGUGUUUAUCGUUUAUGUGAUCUUUUUAUUUUCUGCUAGUUAUUAGAUCAGGUCUUGGAAGAGAGGUUGUUUAAAAGAGCUUCCCCACCUUGACUUAGGUUGGAUUGUAGCCCAUAUGAUUCCCAAUUUUAUGUAUGGGCUAGUUUUCUGGGAAAUAGAGAGGAACAAAUGUAUACUCAACAUGCACAUGAU